Cornus florida is the source of this 984-nucleotide messenger RNA. RefSeq lists its product as uncharacterized. NCBI's taxonomy places the organism in Eukaryota, Viridiplantae, Streptophyta, Magnoliopsida, Cornales, Cornaceae. The transcript has 6 exons. The record is from RefSeq and is a predicted model, not a curated record. Bases 181 to 708 code for a protein of 175 amino acids. Gene Ontology annotation, molecular function: calcium ion binding.
CUGACGUAGUGUUGACAACUUGACAGAUCUCUAUUCUGUUGCAAGCAGAUAACCAAACCCCAUCUAAAUAAACCCUCCCAAAAUCCAGUCUUUCAAAUAAUUGAAAUUAGGGUUCUUAUAAUUUUGUUACCCUCAAGCUCAGUCGAUUUCUUCUCUCUUGGUUCAGUUUUGUUGGGAAUCAUGGGUAAUACAUCUUCCAUGCUUACUCAAUAUGACAUCGAGGAGGUUCAAGAACACUGUAAUAACACCUUUUCGCAGCAGGAGAUAGUAUCUCUCUAUGAGAGGUUCUGUCAGCUGGAUCGCAACGGUGGUGGCUUCAUUUCCGGCGAGGAGUUUUUGUCCGUACCCGAAUUCGCCGUCAAUCCUCUAUCUCAGAGUUUGUUGAGGAUGCUGGAUGGAUUGAAUUUCAAGGAAUUUGUGGCUUUCUUGUCUGCAUUUAGUUCUCGCGCAAGCUUGCAGCAAAAAGUAGAAUUCAUCUUUAAGGUCUAUGAUUCGGAUGGCAAUGGCAAAGUCACAUUCAGUGAUAUGUUGGAUGUUUUGCGUGACUUGACGGGGCAAUUUAUAUCUGAACAACAAAGGGAGCAAGUUCUGACCCAUGUUCUUGAGGAAGCUGGAUACAAAACGGAUUCUUUGUUAGUUGUGUCUGACUUUAUGAAGAUUCUUGGGAACUCUGGCCUGAAAAUGGAAGUUGAGGUUCCGGUGGAUUGACUUGAUGGUAAUGAAUCUCAAAGUUAUGGUUUCUAAGAAGUUAACAGGCAGUCGGCUACAUUGUUUCUCCAGGUGCUUCUUUAGGAAAUGUGAUAUUGACUGUGUUGAAUUCUUUUAUCUACCGAUAAAAAAAAAACAAAAAAAAAAAACGAUAUUGAAAGUGUUGGUAAUGUAUCAGUCUUGCUUAUUUGUUUGUAAAUCAACAGCCAAAGGACUUGUGAGUAUCUUGUGCCUCCUUCAGCCAAAUGGCAUUGUUUCUCCAGCAGUUACCGUGCA